This is a messenger RNA of Dioscorea cayenensis subsp. rotundata (Guinea yam), 2100 nucleotides long. RefSeq names its product 4-coumarate--CoA ligase-like 1. The transcript is spliced from 6 exons. The record is from RefSeq and is a predicted model, not a curated record. Gene Ontology annotation, molecular function: CoA-ligase activity. The coding region runs from base 288 to 1916 and encodes 542 amino acids. NCBI's taxonomy places the organism in Eukaryota, Viridiplantae, Streptophyta, Magnoliopsida, Dioscoreales, Dioscoreaceae.
AAUAUUAAAAAAAACAAAUGCACAACGUUCUUGCAAAGUUUACAAACACACUGUUACGAAUCUUAAAGCCACCAUCAACGACUCUCCGAGCUCUUCCCCUCCAUCAACCAUGCAUUCAUUAUCACUGUCCUAAAAGUCCAAACUCUUAUCAGCCAUCUGAAGCCAGUGACCGGUGGCGGUGAGCCUCUCAUUCCACCGUCCAUCUCACCGUAUUUCGCACUCCCGAGGCACUCCACCUUCUAUAUUACCCCAUCAAAGUCCCCUCCCCACCGCUCACACUCCUCGAGAUGGCGCCACCUUCCUCCAUCUACGGCCCCGAUUCCAUCUACCGCUCUCCCCGCCCUCCUCUCCACUUCCCCUCCGAUCCAAACCUCUCCAUGCUCUCCUUCCUCUCCGCCACCGCCGCUCGCCAUCCCCACCGCACCGCCCUCGCCGACGCCGACUCCGGCGAGACCCUCUCAUUCUCCGACCUCCUCUCUCUGAUCCCUCGCAUCGCUCUCGGCCUCUCCCGCCGCCUUGGCGUCACCCGUGGUUCCGUCGUCCUCCUCUUCGCCCCAAACUCCACCGAUUUCCCCGCCUGCUUCCUCGCUAUCACCGCCCUCGGCGCCAUCGCGACCACCGUGAAUCCCCUCUACACUGUCCCCGAGCUCUCCAAGCAGGCGAAGGAUUCCGGCACCUCCGUCGUCAUCACCGUCCCUGAUCUCUGGCCCAAGGUCCAGCAUCUACGCCUCCCGACUAUCUUCCUUUCACCCCCAAUCCCUUCCUUCGAUUCCGGCUCCAUCCCCAUCACCUUCUUCUCAGAUCUCAUCGCUUAUGAUGCAUCUGAGUUCAUCCCGCCGCCCGUCCGCCAGACCGAUGUCGCGGCACUGCUCUACUCCUCCGGCACCACCGGCGCCAAUAAGGGGGUUAUCUUGACCCAUCGGAACUUCAUCUGCACCGCGAUGAUGGCUUCCCAAGAUCAAGAUGUGCUCGGCGACCCGCCGAACGUGUUCCUCUGUUUCCUUCCACUGUUUCACAUCUUCGGGUUGUCGGUGAUCACUUACGCUCAGCUGAGCAGAGGGAACAGCGUAGUAGUCAUGAAGAGGUUCGAGAUGGAGAUGGUGCUGAAGUCGAUCGAGAGGUUCAAGGUGACGCAUAUGUACGUCGUGCCGCCGGUGAUGAUCGCGCUUGCGAAACAGGGGAAGAGUACCAAGUACGAUCUUUCGUCACUGACGUUUUUGGGUUCCGGCGCGGCGCCGUUGGGGAAGGAUGUGAUGGAGGAGGUGGCGAAGGCCAUACCAAAAGCUGAGAUUAUUCAGGGCUAUGGUUUAACAGAGUCCUGUGGAAUUAUCUCAGUGGAAUAUUCUUUUGGAGAAUCUCGGCAAUUCGGUUCUACUGGACACCUUGUUGCUGGAGUUGAAGGUAAAGUUGUUAGUGUAGACACAUUGCAGCUUCUUCCACCAAAUCAGUUGGGAGAAUUAUGCUUCCGCGGACCAAAUAUGAUGCAAGGUUAUUUUAAGAAUCCACAAGCAACAAAUUUGACCCUGAAGGAUGGAUGGUUGCACACUGGUGAUCUUGGGUAUUUUGACGACAAUGGCCAAUUAUUUGUUGUUGAUCGAAUAAAAGAGCUUAUCAAAUACAAAGGAUUUCAGGUUGCACCCGCCGAACUCGAAGGAUUGCUUCUUUCACACCCUGAGAUAUUGGAUGCUGUAGUCAUCCCAUUCCCGGAUGCUGAAGCGGGUGAAGUUCCCAUAGCUUAUGUUGUCCGUUCACCACAGAGUUCAUUAACAGAAGAGGAUGUCCAGAAGUUUAUUGCUGAUCAGGUUGCACCAUUUAAGAGAUUGAGGAGAGUGACCUUUGUGAACAGUAUCCCAAAAUCAGCUUCGGGUAAAAUACUGAGAAGAGAGCUUAUUGCCAAAGUCAAGGCAAAAUUGUAGAGAAAUUUUACUCACAAUUAUGGGUGUAUUUAUUUAUUAAGCCACUCUGAAAUUAGAUUUAGUUUGCAAUUAGAUAUGUGUGGAAUUAGUGGUCAUGACUGAGCUAAGUUGGACGUGCUUCACAUGAUUGUUUAGCCCAGUAAUUACAGAAUAAUUACUAUAAUUAAAGUAAAAAUUAUAUUUA